Molecule: messenger RNA, 9942 nt
Organism: Pungitius pungitius (ninespine stickleback)
Lineage: Eukaryota; Metazoa; Chordata; Actinopteri; Perciformes; Gasterosteidae
Gene: kif26ba
Product: kinesin family member 26Ba
Exons: 29
Coding region: 450-7313 (2287 amino acids)
Biological process (GO): microtubule-based movement
Molecular function (GO): microtubule motor activity; ATP binding; microtubule binding
Source: RefSeq, a predicted model, not a curated record
GUGGAUUUCGUUUUACCUGGCCAACCAGCCUCAGACGCACAGCUGAUGAUGGAGGGAGGCAGGGCUGAGCGCGGUGCCCGUCCGGAGAGCCGCUGAGCCUCAUUCAGCGCAGAGCAGCCCGACGGGGGGGAGCGGUCCGCGCGCGCGCCCCAACCCGCGUGACUUCUCCCAGUGUGCUUUCUAAAAGUCAUUCCAGGGCUUUUUCUCCCGAGGCGACAGCCCGCGGAAAGAGAGACGCGUCGAGGAUUCGUGUGCGUGUUCGUGGGCGACGGGCACGGGGAUGUAACCGGUUUCCACGUGCAUUCGGAAGCGGCGUGAGAGGCGCGAGCUGCAGCGGCUGCUGGUUAAUUGACAUCGAUCCGUCGGUGUCUUUUUUUUUUUUUUUUUUAAUGUGAAGCUGCUCCAGAGGUGGUGUCCCCUCCCUCACUCUCCCUCCUCUCACCUCCAACAUGACUUCCCUAUCAGGGACCAAGGAGAGGUCUGUGAGCAGCCGGAGCAGAAAAUACGGGAUGCCCGACACUUCCCCAACCAAAUCAGCCUCCUUUUUCCCGGACACAUGGUACCGAAAGGCCUACGAUGAAAACAGUCGCACGCGCCCCGCCCCAGAGGGUGCCGGCUCCAUGCCGAGCUCCACUGGCACCCCGUCCCCGGGCUCUGGGAUCUCCUCACCAGGGUCUUUCUCCGGAUCACCGGGGACCAUCUCUCCGGGGAUUGGGACGGAGUCGCCUGGUUCCCUGGGUGGUUCCCCGGGUUUUGGGACAGGAUCACCAGCCUCAGGCAGCGGAAGUUCCCCUGGUAGUGAAAGAGUGAUUUGGUGUGAGAACUGCAACGCUAGGCUGUCAGAGCUGAAAAGACAAGCAUUGAAACUGCUCAUCCCAGGACCAUACUCCAGCAAGGACCCCUCCUUCUCUCUCCUCCUUCACGAUAAGCUCCAGGUGCCCAACAGUUCCUGGCGGGCGUGGAACGAGCGCGACAGUCGCUGUGAUGUCUGCGCCACCCACCUCACGCAGCUCAAACAGGAAGCCGUGCGAUUGGUCCUUACUCUCGACCAGUGGGAUUUGUCUCCCCCCUCUUCGCCUCCAUCCCUCAUUGGACGGUAUGGAUCUCAGGGACCUCCGGGUCCGAUGGGAGCAUCUGGAGUACCAGGAGGCCCUGGAUCACGGGAAUGGAUUCCUGCUUUUCUUCCUUCCUCCUCCUCUUCAGCUGUUGCUGCCGUUUCACACUCGUCCUCCCAGUCCCCUUCCCCAAGUCCCAGCCAGACCCCGACCCCCAGCCCGAGCCACGGACCAUCCAACCCCAGCUAUGGGAGUCCCUUGGUUGGACAAACGUCCAGCUGUGCCACCACAAACCCACCAUCUCAUGGCCCUGGGCACAGAUCGGGGUCCAAGCCCAGUUCUCUGGGGCUUGGAGGCGGGGUGGACAGAAGGAACGGGUCCCCCAGUUCGGGAAAAGCUGUUGCCCAACCAGUCACUGGAGUAAACAGCCAUGGCAAUAAUGGUGGUAACGGAAGUGGAGCAGUACUGAGUACAACAGCUCUGCAGGCUCAUCAGCACCUGAACCGAACUAAUGGAGGAGUUACACUCUACCCGUACCAGAUAUCUCAGAUGAUCUCUGAGGACUCCAGAGAAGGUUUGACAGAGGCAGCCCUGAACCGCUACAACACACACUCUCCUGCACACAAUAGUUCCACAUCGCACACAAACUCGCCCUCUCACACGCCAGCUGUGACCACAACCGCGCCGACCACCACCUCUGCUGCCGCUUCCUUCUUUGCCAGAGCUGCACAAAAGUUGAACUUAGCAUCCAAGAAGAAGAAGCAGAAGACUGCGGCCGCCACGGCCCCAGUGACAUCAUCCUCACCAUCAUGUGACCCCGCUCUGUUCCCCACCAAUUUCAGCUCCGCCCUGUUGAUGGCUCCUCCUCCGGCUCCACCAUGCCUUCUCCGAGCAGCCAACAAAAUCAAAGACACCCCUGGGCUUGGAAAGGUGAAAGUGAUGGUACGUGUGUGCCCAUCGUCUCAGUCGGACGCAGCCGAGUCCAGUUCCUUCCUUAAAGUGGAUCCCAGGAAGAAACAAAUCACCAUCAUGGACCCCUCAGCCAAUCAGACACCAAGCUCUGCCUCCCAGAAAAAGGCGGGAGCCAAUCAGGUUCCUCCAAAGAUGUUCAGCUUUGACGCUGCUUUCCCACCCGAUGCGUCACAGGCGGAGGUGUGCGCGGGAACGGUUGCCGAGGUGAUUCAGUCGGUGGUAAACGGAGCAGAUGGCUGUGUCUUCUGCUUUGGACACUCCAAACUGGGUAAAUCCUACACCAUGAUUGGCCGCGAUGACGCUCUCCAGACUCUGGGUAUAAUCCCGUGUGCCAUCUCCUGGUUGUUUAAGCUCAUAAAUGAGAGGAAGGAGAAAACAGGAGCACGCUUCUCUGUUCGUGUCUCUGCAGUGGAGGUUUGGGGAAAGGAGGAGAACCUUAAGGAUUUGCUGUCUGAAGUUGCCACAGGCAGCUUACAGGAAGGACAGGAUGGACAGUCACCUGGAGUCUACCUUUUUGAGGACCCUAUCUGUGGCAUGCAGCUCCAGAACCAGUCUGAACUGCGUGCUCCGACCCCAGAGAAGGCGGCCUGGUUUCUGGAUGCUGCCAUCGCAGCUCGUCACAGCAGCCGCACCACGGAGGAAGAGCACCGAAACUCACACAUGCUGUUUACAUUACACAUAUACCAGUACCGCAUGGAAAAGACAGGCAAAGGAGGAAUGUCAGGAGGUCGCAGUCGCCUCCACCUGCUGGAUUUGGGCAGUUGUGAUCUCAAAGUCCUUGGAGGAGGCGAUGUGAAAAGCAGGGAGAACUCUUUGCCCGGUGCUGCCCCUCUGUGCCUUUCUCUAUCUGCCCUCGGCAACGUGAUCCUGGCCCUGGUCAACGGCAGCAAGCACAUCCCAUACAAGGACAGCAAACUGACCAUGUUGCUAAGGGAGUCGCUAGGCAACAUGAACUGCCGGACCACCAUGAUUGCUCACAUCUCUGCCUCACCCAGAGAUUUCUCAGAAACCCUUUCCACCAUCCAGAUUGCUUCCCGGGUGCUCCGCAUGAAAAAGAAGAAAACUAAAGUCACAGUGCAAUACACUUCUAGCUCCUCCGGAGGAGAGAGCUCCUGCGAGGAGGGUCGAAUGCGUCGCCCGACCCAUCUGCGACCUUUCCAUCACCGCGGCGACACAGACUCUGACCUUCCGUUGCUGCGACUGUCCAGUGACCCCGACGAAUAUUCAAGCAGCGAGCAGUCAUGUGACACGGUGAUCUACGUGGGCCCGAACGGGGCCGCGGUGUCCGAUAGAGAGCUAACAGACAACGAGGGGCCGCCGGAAUUUGUGCCAAUUAUUCCUGCUUUAAUUCGAGGUAAAAUGUCAGAGCAGCAUCAAAGUCAAGGUCAGGCCGCUGGAGCUCCAAACAAGGUGCAGUCUCAGCCAGAAGACCAAGCCAGUGUCCCCUCUCAGCCUUUGCCUCCACCCUCUCAGUCACUGCUCGGGCAGCCGUUGGCUCCGGUCCCAGAGGAGAGAGCUGAGUGCCUGAAAUGUAACACCUUUGCUGAGCUGCAGGAGAGACUGGACUGCAUUGAUGGAAGCGAGGAGGUGGCAAAGUUCCCCUUUGAAGAAAUCCCAGUGAGCAAACAAGGUGCCAAACAUGAGCCAUGUCCAUCUUCGGCUGUCACAACCUCAGCUGCUUCUGCUCCUGGGCUGGAUACAGAAACUAAAACAGGCUCUGCAUGUGCUGUAGGAGGUUCACUGCAGUUCUCCUCCUCAGCAGCAGCAGCAGCCUCCAGGAGGAGGACCAAUGACCAGCAGCUUCAGGAGAUCAAGGAGGUGGUGGAAGAGGCACAGCUGGCUCAGACAAUGAUCCACAACCUGGCUCAGAGUUCUAGUUCCACUAUAGUUACUAGUACCAGGAGCGUUACAGGAAGCAGCAGCAUCCCCUCCAACCCCCUGCACAGGGCUAAGAGCUCCCUGCAGGACGGUCUGAAUGGGGUCAACAACACUGAGGGAAAGGCCCGCCCAUUAGGCUCACCACGCCUGGGCAUCGCCAGUCUCACCAAAACCUCAGACUACAGGCCUCCGUCCUCCCCGUCCCAGAGGUGCAAAGUGUACACCCAGAAGUGUGUGUUGCCGGCAACGCCCCCCUUGUCCUCACACACUCUGGCUCAAGAUGGACAGGCAACAGAGGCUUUGACCUCAGACAACAGUUUGGCUGCUGACAGCGGCCGGUCAUCCACAGACUCCCUGCUGUCCAGGACUCCUCCGGUGGGCAUGAGCCCACAGGUCAGAGAGCCGGCCCAGUCUCUGUCGGCCAGCCUGGGAUCCGCAGAGACCCUCUGUGAUGAUGACGUCCCACCGAUUCCCUUAGACACACACAAGGAUGCCUCAGGACCAGGAGCUUCUGUACGAACAGUUGGACCUCCCUCACUUGGGGAGGAUGAAGCAGUGUACACUUUAGCUUGUGGAGGCUCCCAAGCCUCCUGCUUCAUCAGUCCAGCGGAGGAUGGAGCUGCGGAAAAUCAUCACAUGCCUGCAGAUCCUGCAACAACUUCAGGGGGGACGGAUGUCGCCGCUAUGGCAGAGGUGGCCAUGGCCAAGUUGCGGAUAGAAGGAGAAGCCUUUUCCACAGUGAUGUCACCCAUCUCCUCUUGGAUGAGUGAUCUGAGCAUGGGCAGUGAGGCUGACCAGUCUCUCCACAGCUUCAGUCAGUCGCAGAGCCAGCAAGGGGAGGCCCUGGCUGAACCUGAACCCAGCCAGAGCCUUUGGUUGGGAUCGGAUGGUCUGGGUGGAGAGUUGGUGCUGUCAGAAAACGGGAGUAAUAAGGCUACUGCAACCAAAGACAGGCUGAGAAAACUGCCCCCAUCCAUGGCUAAAACUAACAUCCAAAUUCUGGCAGGACCCGGUAACUUCUCUCCCUUCAAGACCACCAUCAGUGUGCACCCAUGCCUGGCUGUCAAACCCAUGGUUCUACAGGAACCAACCAUCCUCUCCUCGCCUACCAAAACCAGCUCAACGAAAGACCCAAACAAAUAUAAUGCACCACUUUUAGCUUCUAUUUCCAGUGAGAUGAGCUUUGACGAUCCCUGGUUGAAGCGCGUUGUGGAGGAGGGGAGCUCCAGGGAGCGUGUGUGUGAAGUGAGGUCAGAGAAGAGGGACGUAGAGUGUUCAAAAAGUCAAGCGGGAGCUGCGACCGGAGACCACCGCAGCUUCUACAGGGAUGGUGGGGAUCAGGGCAGCUCUAGUUCAGGCGGUGAGAUCCUGUCGUCUCCAGAUGCCUUUAGGAGAGUUGUGGAUGGCUGUGAGAUGGUGCCCACUGUUGCCCUGGGAGACUGUUUGACGAGUAUCUACAGCUCGGACAUCCACCGCACUGCCAGUCUUCCCCGCGGCUGGCACCGCCUCAACCGCCACGACGGCUUGGACAACGGAAACGAGUACUGCAGUCUCGGGGUCACCACUUCCACCCCCUGCAGUCCUCGAGCCACACUCGACCGCCGGGGAUCUGCUGGAAAACUAGGCUUCAUCUCCCACAAGAAGGGGGGAAUCCCACCUCUGCCGCCGAUACGAAAGUCCAGCCUUGACCAGCGGAACAGGGCGGCCAGCCUUCUCCACCAGCCGUGCCACGGGGCGUCACCGCUGGGCGGCGCGGCCGACGAUGCCCAGAUCGCCAGGCAACGAGGCGCCAGUAUAGACAGCAGCAGACUCUUCAGCGCCAAAUUGGAACAGCUUGCAAACAGGACCAACUCUCUCGGUCGGGUCCACGGCUCCCAAAGUGGUUCCCAACACUACGACUGCUUCUCUCUGGAGAGAGGGGGCAGCGCAAGAGGGGGAGAGGUGAGGGGGGACAGCACCAUGCCUCGUACGGGGCGCAGCGUCACCCGUGCUGGAUCAGUAUCCUCUCCCACUGGGAACUUUAGCAGUUUCAGUGGCGGCCCCGGUCCAAGCAGCGCCCCGCAGUCACCUGUCAAGGCCAGUGGACAGUCAAAAAUAUCAGCAGUCAGUAAGCUUCUAAUGACCAGCAGUCCCAAGGGCCGGAGUCUGUCUUCAUCCAGCACCAAGACCCUGAGCUUCUCCACCAAGUCUCUAAGCCAAGCUUCCAGCCGCAGCUCCAGCCUUCCUCCUAACGGAAAGAGCCAGAGCUCAGUACAAGGCCCUGUGCAGCAGCAGGCCCCUUCCCCUGGAUCCUGGUCCACCCAAUCUUUGAGCCGCAGUCGGGGGGGGAACCUGGCGGCCAAGCUGCCUCCCCGCGCUGUCAACGGGCGAAUUUCAGAGCUCCUCCAGGGAAGUGCAGGCUCCCGUUCCAGAGGUCUCCCCCAGGGAGGAGGGACAGAGCCAGCAGAGGAAAGAGGAGUUGGAGGGACAAGUGGAGGAGGAACUGUUGCAGGAGGUGGUGGUGAUGGUAUUGGAGAUGGUGGUGUAACUGGUCCGGGUGAGGAGAAGGCAGUAGUAGUUCAAACACUGCCGUCACCCUACAGCAAGAUCACAGCUCCCAGAAAGGCUCACCGCUGCAGCAGCGGCCAUGCUAGUGACAACAGCAGCGUACUGAGUGGUGAGCUUCCUCCGGCGAUGGGGAAGACAGCCUUGUUUUACCACAGUGGAGGCAGCAGUGGCUACGAGAGCAUGCUGAGAGACAGCAGCGAGAACACAGGAAGUACCUCCUCCGCCCAGGACUCCCUCAGUGAGCACAGCUCAGCCACCACCUCCUCCAGACGGAGCUCCAAGAGCAGCAAGAAGAGCAGGAGCAACACAGGCCUGCAGCGUCGUCGUCUGAUCCCAGCACUGACCUUGGACUCUUCCUCUUCUUCACCUUCUCACCGCUCCUCUAAACAGGCCAUCACCUCCUCUUCCUCCAGCCCAGGUGCAUGCUGGGUAGACGGUCCACUGGGGCCACCGACUCCCUCAAACCUGCGUGGCGCGACCGCAACGUCAGAAACCUUUGAGAUAAAGGUGUAUGAGAUAGAUGAUGUUGAGCGACUGCAGAAGAGGAAAGACAAAGGAGGAAGCAAGGAGGUGGUGCACGCCAAGCUCCGUCUGCUGGAACACCGUCAACAGAGAAUCACUGAAGUCAGAGCCAAGUACCAGUGCCUGAAGAAGGAGCUGGAGCAAACCAAACAGCACCUGAUGCUGGAGCCACACAAAUGGACCACCGAGUUUGAGCUACAACAGGCUUACGAAGUGGACUCACUGGAAUAUUUGGAGGCCCUGGAGACAGUGACGGACAAACUGGAGAACCGAGUCAACUUCUGCAAAGCCCACCUCAUGAUGAUCACCUGCUUCGACGUGUCCUCAAGACACCGGUAGACAGACGGCUGGAGGCCCACAGAGGCAGAGACUCAGCUGGACUCAAUUCGAUGACGAGCGUUGGACCAUUAUGCCCACAGAUUCAUCAAAAACCUACAAAAUAUCUCCUAAAAACACCCUCAUCUCAUCAGAUUUUGUGGAUAAUUGCAAGGAGUGAUACGGGGAUGACUGACCACUUGAUCCUCUAUGUCAUUCCAAUGGCUCCUCCAGAUGUUAGUAGGUAGGAGACAGGUGGACGCAGGGAUGGAGGGUGUAAUAGAGAAUGGAUAUACAUGUAUCAGGCCAGAGGACAGAUGAGACCCUGUUGUAUUUCUUGGGGAGUGAAAACAACCUCAGACAGAGAUAUCGAGCAGCAUCUAAUUAACGGACCACUUUAAAUCAGAUGAAUAUCGCUGCUCAGAGGCAGACUGACGAUGCGAGUCUGGGAAGAAACAUCCGCAACAUAAAUAAUACUCGGGUUUCCAGAGACGAACAAAAAUGAACCCAUUCAGACAGCUCUAAGACUGAAUCUUUUAGGAAUGUCGAGAAGAAAGGAGCGGAAAGUCGAACAAAAACUGCCCAUUUUCUAAACAAAAAAAGAUAAAGAGGUGCAAGAGAGGAGAGAAACAAUUUGGCAUCUCCCACCAUUUUAGAAAAGCACUUUUAAGAGUUUAAAUCCAGUGUGUGCCGACAACAGAACGGCCUGGUAUUGUUGUGCAGUUAUUAAUAGAAACGGACCAAGAGAAAGACAGGACAAAGGAAAAAUGAUUUAGACAAGUGCCUUGUAAACAUUUCAACAAUACCAAGACCAAUUCUCUUUCUCUCUACAAUGCAAUUAGUUUGGUGCUAGCGUAGAAAAAAAAAACACAAAAUAUCAGUGUCCUUGGGAAACCUUUGAAUUUAUAGCCAUUUUUGACUGUGAUGUUUUACUGUGGGUCAAUGUUUCACUAUAUCAUAGACAAAGUAACACUGUAUGUUUCAAUGGUCUUCGGUGCACUGAUGAGAGAUGAGACUAGGUUUAAAAUAAAUUUAAAUAGUUAAUAGACCUUGUGCUCUGAAAAACAGCUAAAUUGUUGCAAGGACCAAAUAUCCAAUUUAAAAAUGUUUAAAUUGAAAUUUUUCAAGAAAGAGCAACAGGUGUUUAAACAAAGACAAAACCACCCUUUUUUCGUGGUGAUGUUUUUGACUUAAACCACAAACUGAGCACCUGAAUCUGAGCAUCUGAACUUUGAUCCUCAGCGGCACACACACAGCAUGUUUCUCCCGAUACAGAUGUGAUGGCUUUUCCAUGUUCGCAAAGCAAUGAAACGUCUGGUUCACAGAGAAGUGGAAAUGAAAAUGUGUUUUCUCUGAUCGAUUGACUUGACUGUCAGACCAACUGUCUGUUAUUUGUAUCCGUGUUGUUCUGCUUUAUUCUAAAAAAACGGAAUGAUUUGUCAAUGUGUGUGUUUUAUAUUACGGUAUCCUUUUUUAUUUGAGUCCAAUGGGACCACGUGGAGACUAUGUAUUAUAGCAAGAGAAUGGAAGUGGUCAAAGAGACACACAAUACACAGGCACAAGAUAAGCCUAUUGAUGAACAGUGUUAAAGGCCUGCGUUAUUGGAAACAAAUAGUGAAUUUAGACUAAAAUAUACCUGAUAAUGGAAGAACUGAAAAAGAUGUUUAAAGUAAAGAAAGAAAGAAAUGGGACAAUGGCCAAAUUAAGGGGCAUAGGUCUCUGCCUGGUUGCAUUUUUGUUUUGGAAGAUUUGUUAAUAUUACUAUCUAUGGUGCUUGAGAUGUUUAUGAUCUAAAUGUUUGUACAAAUAUAAAUAUGUGAAAGAGCCCGUUUCCUUCUAAAACACAGAACAAUACCCUUUGAAAGCUUCUUCUACAUCGCUGUCAUCACAUCUGUUGCUGACCCCCCCCCCCCCCCCCCGCCCCCGCCCCCGACUGUCAAGCACAAAGCAUUAUGGGAGAGCAUGUUUGUUUGAGAGGUAAAACGAGACACAGACAGACUUCAAUGAUGGAGGUACGAUCGGUCAAAAGCAUCAAAGUGACACAGUUAUACAGUAGAGCAAACUCAGUUUGGACCUUUUCCACUGGACCGACACAGAAAUGAUUACUCUUAAUGUUUGGAUCUUGACGUGUAAAGAGCUAAGAGUCUCAUUUCAUGUGGUGUAGAGCUGCAGUAACAACUAGUGGGAAAUUAACCUGAUGCUUUUGACAGACUGUUCCUAAGAGGGGUUUCCACACGCUCACUGUUUUUAUCUCUGUUCAUUGUGCCAGUCAUGAAUGAAGGUUUAUUUAUUCAAGCGGAGGAGAGCACAGUCAAUUAUUUGUUCUUAUUUAUUUAUCACUUAUGAUCUGAAAAAGUUACUAUGCAUUCAAGGAAAGAAAAAAAACUAUAAAUACUUUGCUGAGCCCAUGUCAUAUAAACAUACAUAUACUGUGCACAUAUCAUAAUUACACUCAUUUUUAUUUUAUAUAUUUUCUGCUCCUUUGGUCUGCUCCUGUUGUUUCUAUUGGAGAUUUUAAUGGGAUUUGGGUUUCCUAAAACAUUCUACUUAAUGUUUCUGGGUAGCAACGUGGCUUCAGCCCAGUGCACGUGAAGAAGAAAACAGUGUUGUUUUAAGGGACAUGUACAAUUAUUCUACAGUACUAACUAUAAUA